Dibothriocephalus latus is the source of this 1104-nucleotide messenger RNA. The record is from the annotation of a GenBank genome assembly. Lineage: Eukaryota; Metazoa; Platyhelminthes; Cestoda; Diphyllobothriidea; Diphyllobothriidae.
UAUUUUAAUUGUUUCCUUUGGUCUAGCCUCAACCACCCGCUGAAGGCGAUCAAAAUUAUGGACAGUUUACGUCAGACUCUGCCUAAUCUCAAUGCAACUGUGCAUAAUAUCUUUUCGGAUAUUCGGAUAAUUAGUGGUAAUACAGAAGGACGCUACGGAUGGGUUGCGGCCAACUACCUGGAUAAAAAGCUAGGCGAUCCUUCAGGCUCGCCACCGGAGAGCGAAGACGAAAUGAUGGGGAUGCUUGAUCUUGGCGGUGCCAGCACACAGAUUGCAUUCGUUCCGGCGAACGGACAGCCGGCGCCGCACACCUUGUCCCUCAACUUGUUUGGUGCUACCUACGACGUUUACAGUUACAGUUUUCUGUGUUUUGGGAAAGAAGCUUUCAUCGCACGCUACUUAGCGAUGCGGAUCGCGCAGACGGCCAAUAUUACAGAGGGCAAAAUAUACAGCCCCUGCCAUCUUGCGGGUUACCAGGAGAAGAUUGACACGGGUGAAAUAUUCGCACCACCCUGUGUCACAACAGAGGUUGCGGAGGAAUUAACUGGACUUGAAAUCGUCCCUCCAGAGGCUUUCUCGGGCUUUGCUUACGCAAUCGAAUUUUUCGAAUUUCCAACGGGUGGUUCAAAUUUGACUAGAACGCAAGUUAAACAGGCCGUGGAUUUGUUCUGCCAAAGAAAAUGGAGUGAGGUAUGUGAUUCUGUUAUGCCUUCAGUAUAUAUCGACCUGAAUUACGCAGAUGAUUCGGCUGAUGAAAGCAUCCGUUUCCUAAGGGACACGUGCAUUGGGAAUCAAGUAGAAAACGAGCACCCCUCAAAUGAACUUAAAUAUGUUGCCGGAUAUUGUUUUGCUGGAAUAUAUAUUGACAGCUUACUGAACGGAUAUGGAUUUUCCGAAGAUCUCAGCUGGAAGAAUAUUAACUUUGUGAAGGAGAUUGCCGAUACAUCCGCAAGCUGGGCUCUGGGAUACAUGGUAGAUGCCACUGGACACAUUGAAAGCCUUCCAAGCGAAAAUGACCUUUAUGAGCUCCUGCUCGUCGUCAGCAUGAUCGUGUUGUGUCUGGCUUGGUUCCUUACGUUGAUUAGCUUACUAUUCACAUCAUGA